CUUCCAUUUUGCAUUCGACUCAUUAGUUUUAAUUACAGCAAAUAAUUCUGUUGAGAUCUCAACUCUUUCCUCAUUCAGCCGGUGGAUGUUUUGCCGGUCAGAUAGGCACGUCACACACUCCCUCCAGCACUGGGAAAUACCGUUUCAUUUCACAAUCCGGCCACUCCUGAUUAGGUAUACCUGCUGAUCUCUCGACGGUGGCUGUGCGUGCAAAGCUCAGUGUACUACUUUGUCUUCUCCAGUGCAGACGUGUUGGAUGUUUCGCUCGUGUGUAAAUGUGCUGUUAUUACGGCAAGAGUGUUUCAGUGCGAAAAUUACGUUUGAAAUAAACUUGAGUGGAGUUGGUACGCAGGAAUUAUCCGUUGGAAUAUUUCGUUUGCUGUCGCUGGGCGGAUAAAAAUUGCGCUCAGAUGACAUCAUCUGUUGGCUUGCAGCAGUCAACGCUGUUCUAUUUCUUACUAGUGAUUGGUCAAUGUUUUCCUAAAUGGUUACCAAUGAUUCCGGAUGGAGCACAACAGGUGAUCGAAGCCGGCUCAAGUAUCAUAUUGACUUGCAUCUAUCAGUACCGGGAUGAACAUGACACAAAUUUCGGGAAUAUUUGGUGGAAAUUGCCCGACUACGUUGAAAAGAACCCGACUGGCGACCUUCACACCCGCCUCAGUAAAACAUUUGACAGGAACGAAACGCAUUCGACAUCAACACUGAUUCUACUAAGAGCUCGACAUACAGACACAGGCUAUUACGGUUGUGUGGAAAAUAGCUGGAGCAAUAAGAAAAUCGAAAAAUAUGUCUACGUUUACAAUGACAAAGACGUAUAUUACUCUCCGGACGGUUACCAGUCUAGUUUUCUCACUUUCAUGGACCCAUACGAUACCGGCUAUUUAGUCCAGCAAGGAGCUUCUCUGCACAUUCCGUGUAAACCGACCCAUCCCAAGCUCAACAUCUCCAUCAUCCGCGGUAGUGAAAUCACCGCAAAAGGAAUAGUUUCAACGCAAUUGGAAAAACACGACUUGUUAUCCGAGACCAAUUCUAAUUGGCUGCUUAGAUACGAUCGCGGACUAACAUUGAAGAAUUCAAAAGUCAGCGACACUGGCAAUUACCAAUGUGUUGGCACGAUGAACAACAUCACCGAUAAGAAAUAUUUCGAUAUUUACGUCAAAGGAUUGGAGUUGACUAAAGUUGGGGAAAUCGACGACCCGGUGUUUGAAGGAAACAACGUCACUUUGAUCUGUCGAAUUUUUACUGAAACCGAGUUCUCCUCGCCACCGGAAUGGGCCUACCGGAUAAACAAUACGGAGCCACUGCAAAUUCUAAAUAAAUUCACCCCAGGUAUUCAGAUAAAGACGCAACAUUUCAACAAAGAAGUAUGCGUGGGAGGAUGCAAAGAAUUCAUCUAUUACGAAAGUCAACUAGACUUGAUCGACGUGACUCUAAAUACUUUCACAGUCUAUCAAUGCACAGCAAAUAUCGACCAGCAAUUAGUGUCCAAAACAAUUGCCUUUUCAAUCAAAGGAUUAGUUUACGACAGGAUAAUAGAAACGGACACUGCUGCCAUCAUAGCCGCAUCUGUAACUUUAACGCUGAUAAUAUUACUCUUGGUUGGAAUUGGAAUCAGUGUUAAAUUAUACUUGGAUAAAAAAAAACUUAAAAGAGAAAUAACAAGGAGGUUGAAUGGAUAUACAAAUGGAGUCGACCCGGAUCUGCCAUUCUUACCCUACGAUCACAAACGAUGGGAAUUUCCGAGAAAUCGUCUCACGCUCGGAAUGGAAAUUGGAGCUGGGCACUUUGGGCGAGUUGUCAAAGCUGAAGCUGUUGGGAUCAGAGAUUCCUGCGACGAAACCGCCGUCGUCCAACGGAUAAAACACAAAACGGUCGCCGUCAAAAUGGUCCGAUCGCAAACUAAUGACGCCGGAAUGGACGCGCUCAUCAGCGAAUUGAAAAUUCUCAUUUAUUUGGGCUCGCACGUCAACGUUGUGAAUUUACUGGGUGCUUGCACUAAACAAAUCACCAAAGGGGAGUUGUACGUUAUAGUGGAAUAUUGCCGGUUCGGUAACCUGCAAAAUUUUUUAAUCAACCACCGGAACAAGUACGUCAAUCAGCUGGAUGAGUUUGGCAAUAUCAAAUUAUGUAACGACGCAGAGAAUACGGGAGGAAUUCCUUCCGCUUGUGCGGAUGUGGAAAGAAAGCGGUCGGGCCUCGGAAGGAAAUGUGAUUCCAGUUCAAAUUCUAUUUCAGAGUAUCCGCUGGAGGGGGAGGAUUACAUUGAAGAACCAGAAACGUUCUGGAAAUAUGGAGAAGAUCCUGAUGCGACUCCUCCCACCAUUUGCACCCGCGAUUUAAUUUCCUGGUCUUUCCAAAUAGCUCGAGGAAUGGAGUAUUUAGCUAACAGAAAGGUUCUUCACGGUGAUUUGGCCGCUCGGAAUGUUUUAUUGGCCGACGACGGGGUUGUCAAAGUGGCCGAUUUCGGCAUGGCCAGGAAAAUGUACUACAACGAAAGCUACGAGAAAAAUGGAAGGGGGCCAUUGCCAGUCAAGUGGAUGGCGAUUGAAUCCCUGACGAAUUACACCUUUUCCAGCCAAUCGGAUGUUUGGUCCUACGGGAUUCUUCUAUGGGAGCUCUUCUCUCUUGGCAAAGUUCCAUAUCCAGGUAGGAACGCCAAAUUCGAACUCGUCAAAGUCAUUCAAAAUGGUUAUCGAAUGGAGAAACCGGACAAUGCGCCCAUACUCUUUGGAGAAAUCAUGUCCAGUUGCUGGAAAAAGGAACCGAAAGAAAGACCAACGUUCAGCCAACUGCAGGAAAUGAUAGGAGACUACUUGGAGCCACUGGCUGUUUCCGACUACUUAACUGUCAAUAAUAUUCCUUACGAAAUUGGUGACGCUUGUUGGACCAGCCACCCAGGACAUACAAAUGUGACGAAAUAUGUGUCGCUUUAUCAACCACGAGAAAGCGAAGGAAACGUCAAUUUCGAUUCAUUUGACACACAUGAUGAGAUAACUCAACUUUAAUGCUUCAUAUGCCUUACUAAGCAGAUUGAAAUUUGAGUUAAAAAGGACUGUGAUCUGUGAUGGCUCAACUAUACUUAAC
Daphnia pulex (common water flea) is the source of this 3084-nucleotide messenger RNA. RefSeq names its product vascular endothelial growth factor receptor 1-like. Gene Ontology annotation, cellular component: signaling receptor complex. Bases 411 to 3005 code for a protein of 864 amino acids. Lineage: Eukaryota; Metazoa; Arthropoda; Branchiopoda; Diplostraca; Daphniidae. The record is from RefSeq and is a predicted model, not a curated record. Gene Ontology annotation, biological process: multicellular organism development; cell surface receptor protein tyrosine kinase signaling pathway; protein phosphorylation. The transcript is spliced from 13 exons. Gene Ontology annotation, molecular function: transmembrane receptor protein tyrosine kinase activity; ATP binding.